Messenger RNA from Mercenaria mercenaria, 2895 nucleotides. RefSeq lists its product as uncharacterized. Bases 111 to 1922 code for a protein of 603 amino acids. The transcript has 2 exons. Gene Ontology annotation, molecular function: zinc ion binding. NCBI's taxonomy places the organism in Eukaryota, Metazoa, Mollusca, Bivalvia, Venerida, Veneridae. The record is from RefSeq and is a predicted model, not a curated record.
UACUCUUACUGUGCUCUACUUUCGUUUUCAUUACGGAACCAGGUACAGGUUGAAGCCAAACCAAUUGUAAAAGUAUUUAUAGAGCAACCAGGUCUUUUAGUGACAAUAAAAUGGCAGAGAAGCAAGGUGGCAGUACUAAAAAGGGUAUAGAUCAGAUAACGUACCCAAGUUGGGGUGGAUCAGGUGGAGUUAGUGCAAAACCAGAUGCCCACGAAAACUCUAUGCACAUGGGAUCAGACGAGGACAGAGAAAUAUUCUGCGAUCCCUGCGAGAUAGACGAACAGAAACAUCUGGCAGAAAGAUAUUGCAAAAACUGUGCAGAAUUUCUUUGCAUCAAUUGUUAUAAUAACCAUAGAAAAUACAGACCAACACGACAUCAUAUUCUGCUUGAUAAACAUGAAAUGCCGACAAUAAAAAACGUACAUAUACAAAAGGAUGUAUGUACAGACCACUGCACAUACCAUGAGGAUAAGGUUAUUGAAUACUACUGUAGUUCCUGUGAUCAGUUUGGAUGUUCACAUUGUUUCAUUCUCGGUCACCGAAACUGUAGUGUUGCCCCUAUUCAAGAUAUAGUCGCUGGACUUGAAAAAUCAAAUGAAUUCAAACUGUUUAAAGAUCGUCUAGCAAAACUUAAGGGUCAGCUGAGAGUAAAUGGCACUACACACCACAGUAAUAGAUCUGCUGUUGAUGUAUUAAAGGGUAGAGCAAAAAAAGAAAUUUGUAAACAAAGAAAUGCCAUCAGUGCCUUUUUCGAUAAAUUGGAAAAACAAGUAGAUAGUGAAAUUGAUAGGAUAAGAAAUGAAGAUACUGAACUAAUGGAAGAUGUUGCCAAAAAAUACAAACUGUUUGCAUCUGAAAUUCAGACCAAGUUGUCUGACUUUGAAAGAAAGGAAGAAUUGGGGCAGAGAUGUCAGUUGUUUGUUGACAUGAAAACAUCCGGAGAGUAUCUUCAAGAAAUGGAAGACAAAAUAAGUCGUAUCAGUGAGGAAAAUAAAAUCCACAGAUACGAGCUUCUUAUGUCUGAGGAAAUCCUCAGUAUAAUGGAAAAUCUGAAGCAAAUCUCAGUAUUGUUUAAGAAGUAUGCUGUGUGGAGAAGGAAACCCAUAUUUGGCGGCAAAAUAAAUAUGCAGGCGGCGGGUGAUAGAAAUAAGUGCAACAUUACAGGGAUGUGUCUGUUGAAUAGAAACCACUUGUUUGCUGCAGAUUCGAAUAAUCUGUGUGUAAAACUUGUGGAUUUGGAACAAUUUCGCACCAGUAAAAUUGUAUGCAUUGUACCAAUGCCUUCAUGGCCAUGGGAUAUUUCCACAGUAUCAGACGAACAAAUUGCUGUUACGCUACCGAUCGUAGGGCAAGUGUGUUUCUUAACACAAAAAGGCAGUCAGGCCAGCCGAAAGUUUACCAGCAGGACCAUCGAUGUUGGGCGCGAGUGUAGAGGCAUUGAAUACAGUAAAGGAAAUCUGAUCGUGAGCUUCGCUACUGAUCCUGGAAUCGUGAAAAUACUGACAGUUAAUGGCAAUGUUUUACAUGUCUUCAGUACAGGGCAAGAUGGUCAACAGUUGUUUGGUCGGCCUUACUACCUGGCACUUGGAUUGGAUCACAAUGUGAUAUAUGUUUCCGACAAUGAAAAACACACGGUUACCAGUCUGGACAGAUAUGGAAAAACUGUCAAGGACGUUUGUAAAAUUGAGGAUGUUCGUUGCCCAGAUGGAAUGGCUGUGGACAGGACUGACUCAUUGUUUGUGUGUGGGAGUGGUAACUACAAUGUUAAUCAGCUGUACUCGGAUUUAAGCCAGGUUCAAAUCCUGCUUGACCACAGCAAUGCAGAAGAAGCACCACAGUGUAUCACUUAUUGUGGUGCCACAAACAUGAUAUUCAUUGGAAUGCAAUAUAAAAGCUUUGUGAACAUGUUCAAACUUAUGUAAAGUUGAUCUAGUGACUACGGAAAUAAGUCAUUGCCUCUUUAAAAAAAACUUUUCCAUGUCUCCAUGGUAAGACCAACUAAUUGGAGAGAGUUUUUAUAAUUUCUGCAUGUGUUUGCCCCUCCCCUCCCCACCUCAGCUCUCAUAGUUAGAGGUCUUCAACCCCAUUCCUAUACCUGUAAUCAGAUGUUUGGUAAAAAAACCAUUCACAUCAAAUCUACAGGAUUUGGCACUGGUGGAAGAAAAAUUGCUGGUUUUUUUUAAAUUAAGGGUAAUAAGUUUGGUGUAGGUGUGUAGAGUGUGGUCUAGGAGUCUGUCUGUCUGCAGCCAUAUCUUUUUAAUGGCUCUCAAGCAGAUGUUAUCCAAGUUAUUGCCUCUGGUUUGGUUAAAACUUUUAGCUUAAAAUGCUUUUUUUGACAUGUUUCUAGUAGUGUACUAACUUUAGUGGAUAUUACUUCUUAACGUUUGUAUUAACUAGUGGAUACUUUUCAGCAAAUCAAGUUAAUUUCACAUUUACAUAGAGUUAUGUCCCUUGAACUAAUUAGAAACUACUAUUUCUGUCUGAAUGGUUUUAUAUUCAAGCAAAUAAAUUUUAGCAGAUGCUUUCUCACUUGCUGUAUUAAUAUGACAGUUUUUGCCUGAAAUAGUAAUAAAAGGGAAAAAAAGACAGCCUUCACCUAGAUGUCUGUAUAUUACAAAUAUCUUUAUUUCCAUGACCAGUUCACUACUAACUUUACUUUUUACUAACUGGAAGGGACAAUGCAUACAUUUCAUGGGGGAUAUUAAUUCACUGAAGUAUCCAAGGGAGGCUACUGUAUUAAUUGCAAUGAUAUAGGGAGGCUACUCUAUAAAUUGCUAUGAUAUCCAACUCUUUUCGUAUAGCUUAGAUAUUGAUAAUUAUGUAUAUGUAUUGGAAAUUAGUUUAAAAAAACAGUACAAAAGAAGUAUGACAGUCAAAUAUUCUUGAUUAAAUUUA